Molecule: messenger RNA, 2178 nt
Organism: Aspergillus welwitschiae
Lineage: Eukaryota; Fungi; Ascomycota; Eurotiomycetes; Eurotiales; Aspergillaceae
Product: Cys/Met metabolism PLP-dependent enzyme-domain-containing protein
Exons: 4
Coding region: 1-2178 (725 amino acids)
Biological process (GO): transsulfuration; 'de novo' L-methionine biosynthetic process
Cellular component (GO): cytoplasm
Molecular function (GO): pyridoxal phosphate binding
Source: RefSeq, a predicted model, not a curated record
AUGUCGGCCGCAGGAUCAAGUAGUGAUGCCGCGGUGAAGAAGGCUUUCCCUCGGGUUGACCUCGAGGGUCACGACCUUCCUCCCUCCCCCGCUCCUUCGAGCCCCCACGGUGGCCGUCGCUAUAACAUUGCUACGGAGCUUGUAUAUACGGAGGGAAAUGAUCAGUACAAUGCUAGCAGCGUUCCGAUCUACCAGAGCGCUACAUUCAAACAGACCUCCGGUGGUGGAGGCGGCGAAUAUGACUACACUCGCUCCGGAAACCCGACCCGGACACACUUGGAGCGACACCUCGCCAAGAUCAUGUCCGCCCAGCGGGCUCUCGUCGUGUCCUCUGGUAUGGCUGCGUUGGAUGUGAUUUCUCGCCUGCUUCGUCCUGGUGACGAGGUGGUGACUGGUGAUGACCUCUACGGUGGCACCAACCGCCUUCUGAAGUACCUGUCCACGAACGGCGGCAUCAUCGUCCACCAUGUUGAUACUACGGUGCCGGAGAAAGUGCGCGAGGUUCUGACCUCGAAGACAGCGAUGGUCCUGCUGGAGACGCCGACCAACCCGCUCAUCAAGGUCGUGGAUAUUCCUCAGAUUGCUGCCGCCGCCCACGAAGCGAACCCUAACUGCGUUGUCUCGGUCGACAACACCAUGAUGUCGCCUCUUUUGCUGAACCCUCUCGAACUUGGUGCUGAUAUUGUGUACGAGAGCGGUACCAAGUACCUUUCCGGUCACCACGACCUUAUGGCGGGUGUGCUCGCGGUCAACGACCUAUCUCUCGGCGAACGCCUCUACUUCACAAUCAACGCUUCCGGCUGCGGUCUGUCACCCUUCGACUCGUGGCUGUUGCUGCGUGGAGUGAAGACGCUCAAGGUCCGGAUGGAUCAGCAGCAGAGCAACGCCCAGCGCAUUGCCGAGUUCCUCGAAACCCAUGGCUUCAAGGUGCGGUACCCUGGUCUGCGGUCGCACCCGCAGUAUGAGCUGCACCACUCGAUGGCCCGGGGAUCGGGAGCCGUGCUCUCGUUCGAGACGGGUGAUGUGGGUGUCAGUGAGCGGAUUGUUGAGAGCGCCAAGCUGUGGGCCAUCAGUGUCAGCUUUGGCUGUGUCAACAGUUUGAUCAGUAUGCCGUGCCGCAUGAGCCACGCCAGUAUCGACGAGAAGACGCGACGGGAGCGCGCCAUGCCCGAGGAUCUGAUCCGACUGUGUGUGGGUAUUGAAGAUGCAGAUGAUCUCAUUGAUGACUUGCGACGGGCGGUAACGCCUCUCCCCAUGUCCGCCAUCACAGAGCAGUCCAUAUCGUCAGAUUGGAAUACCAACCGUUUAGGUGCGCGACUGGGAGUCGAUAUCGCCAGCGCCGCAACUGCGGGUGCCUUGACAUGUCCUGUCAUCACCGUUAUUGAUCGCGCGAUCAUCGAAAAAGCAGCCAAGGGUGUCCCCAUCCGCCAGACCAUCACAUCCUGCUUCCGAUCCAUGUUCACAAAACCGGGGAGCUUCUUCCUCAGCACCCCAUUCCUCCUUAUCUACACCCUGUACACGUCCACCUACCUCACUGCGAACACCAUUGACACCUUCACCUCCACCGUGCGCGACAAGCCCUUCUCAACUGUCUUCCCCGGUACUGCCAAAUUCCUCACCACCACCGCAGUGAACAUGGGUAUUUGCGUAUACAAGGACGCCAGGUUUGCGCGCAUCUUCGGUGCAAAACCUUCUCCUGCUGCUACACCUGGAUCUACAUCUACGCCCCAGCCCGCUUCCAGAUCUACAUCCGCAUCCACCCCAGCCUCCUGCCACCCUUCCGGCGCCGCCAAAGUCCCCAAGAUCUCCUACGGCCUCUUCUGUCUCCGCGACAGCAUCACCAUCUUCGCCUCCUUCAACAUCCCCGCCCUCGUCGCCCCCUCCAUCCCAGAUUCUAUCGCCUCCACGCCCGGAAUGAAGGCUGCGCUCGCGCAAUUCUCCUGUCCGGCUCUGAUGCAGUUCGCUAGCACGCCUAUGCACCUGCUCGGAUUGGAUCUGUAUAACCGGCAACCGCCAGGCGGAUUGGGAUGGCGUGAGCGCGCUUCGCGCAUCAGACGCGACUACAUCCCCAGUUGCUUCGCGCGCAUGGGCAAGAUCGUUCCGGCGUAUGGUGUGGGUGGUGUGGUGAAUGUGCGGAUGAGAGCUUCGCUGAUGGAGUAUCUGGAGGGUGGGAAGUAA